Messenger RNA from Sclerotinia trifoliorum, 859 nucleotides. The record is from the annotation of a GenBank genome assembly. NCBI's taxonomy places the organism in Eukaryota, Fungi, Ascomycota, Leotiomycetes, Helotiales, Sclerotiniaceae.
CUCUUUAAUUUUUAUCACCAUCCCACCUCAUUCUAUGUGUCUAAAUUCCUUCUUUUCUCGCACUAUCUCAAUCCUAAAAUCAGCUCGGAAUACUCUACUCUUUAUUUGAACCACCAAAUUCUUCUAACAUCAAAGAUAGGAAACCCUCCUUCACCGCAUGAUGAAAAUUCUUCUCGCUGGCCUCGAUCUUACACUUCCAAAGCUGCCGCGGGGGACGGAAGUUCAAACGCAAGUUAGCAUGAAGGUUACACAUACCCAUUAUCAAAAUCGGGCAGCCGCUCCUCUUGUAAGUGAGGAAGAUAGGAAAGAUAUGACUAUGACGAAUUUUGCAAUUGUAGAUCAAGAAGAAAAGGAGGAAAAAGGGGACAAAGAUUUAAUCGAGGAACUUCACCCUCAGAUUCAAGCUCGACUUGAAAAUCAAGAGUCCGAGGACAAGGAAAGCAACAUUGAUCCGAUCCAACGCAAAUGAGGAGACUUUUUGACAUCUAGUUCAGGCUCGCAACAACUUAUCUGCUCUAAGAGUAAGGCAAAAUCAAAGGCAGAUUUUGUUUCAAAUGAGAAAAUCAGGCUUUUGCGCCAGAGUCCCGAUCUGCACUCGUCAGACAACCUAAGAAGAAACAAAAGCGUGUCGGAGGGAAAUUUGCAUCGGAUAGUGAGUAAUAGUGGCGUUUUACGUUCCCAAUAAGUAUGCUGCGUAGAUAUCCGAUGGUGGUUUACAUGGGGAUUUGGCGUCCAAAAACUUUCGUUCAUCUACCGACGCGUACAUUCUACUUAGUUUUUGUAUCUAACAUUGAGUGGGACCAUAUUCGUGGUGGUAAUAAUUAGAGUAGUGGUGAGAUAUAAAGUAGCUUCGAGUUUC